CGGAGGGGAAGAAUUAGACCUCGACGUCCGCUCAUAGUAGCGAGCCCUAGUGAUGAACAUAAUUUUUGGUUUAUCUGGAAGGAGAAGCACGAGCUCAUCACUAGGGGUUCAUUAAUUUUUGGUUUAUGUUGUUAUUUAUGAACAUAAUGGUUAUAGUACAUUUCGAAUGACAGUUUGAAUGUGAUCAUUUAUUACUAUGUCUAUGCAGGCUGACUUCGUGUUGGAUUGGAGUAGAGACAAUCAUCGCGAAGCUGUACUAAACACACUAGCUGAUAGGUACAACGCUUACCACUAUGAAUUACACAAACAUUACAAGAAAUUUGAUUCGCAUGAGGAGGCAUUAGCUGGUCGGAAGGAAUGGGUGGAGCCACACGUAUGGGAGUGGCUAUGUGAAAUGUGGGCCAGCCCCAAAUUCAAGGAGCAAUCUCGUAGGAACAGUAACAACAGGAAAAAACAGAAGAUUAAACAUACAAGUGGGAGGAAAUCAUUUGUUAGGCUUAUGGAAGAGAGGGUAAGCUAG
Molecule: messenger RNA, 520 nt
Organism: Carya illinoinensis
Lineage: Eukaryota; Viridiplantae; Streptophyta; Magnoliopsida; Fagales; Juglandaceae
Exons: 2
Coding region: 197-520 (107 amino acids)
Source: RefSeq, a predicted model, not a curated record